UGUGUUAAGAAAACUAAAGGUGCUCUCAACUAUCUCUGUCACUUUUCUUCUGAUGUUUGUUUUGUGAGUUGUCUUUAUCCUGUUAUAAAUAUGAACAGAGAGGGUGAAAAUACUAUCAUGUUUAACUCCACGUUUGUUCGUCCUCUACAUUUUUAUCUCGGUGGGUUUUACAACAUCCCUCAUGUUAAGUAUUACUAUGUCUUCUUGUGCUUUGUGUACAUCAUGACUGUGCUUAGCAAUGGUUUCCUCCUCUCUGUUAUUUACCUGGUGAAGUCUCUCCACACUCCCAGAUACAUAAUAGUGUUCAACCUGGCUCUGACAGAUCUGUGUGGGAGCACUGCGCUCAUCCCAAAACUCUUGGACACGUUUUUGUUUAACAGGCGGUACAUUGUUUAUGAGGCCUGCUUAACUUACAUGUUCUUUGUUUUAUUCUUUGGAAGUAUGCAGUCAUGGACUCUAGUCAUAAUGGCCUAUGACAGAUUUGUAGCAAUUUGCUUUCCAUUGAGAUAUAACAUUAUUGUAACAAGGAAAUCAAUAGUUACAAUUCUGCUGUGUUCAUGGACAUCUCUGGUCAUGGUCAUUGGAGCCUUGGUUGGACUUCUUGAGCGCCUGUCCUUUUGUGCAUCUGUGGUAAUACAAAGUUUUUUCUGUGAUCAUGGACCAACAUAUCGUUUGGCAUGUAAUAAUAUAUACAUAAACUACAUAAUGUCUAAUUUCACCUUUGCUGUAGUCAUUUGUAUUCCUCUCGUACUGAUCGGAGCCACCUACAUCUGUAUUUCUAUAGCUCUAAGCAGAACUGCAUCCAGAGAAGAACGACUUAAAGCAAUGAGAACUUGUACUUCUCAUCUGAUUCUCGUGGCCCUUUUCUUUAUACCAUAUCUGAGCACAAAUAUAACAGUGAAAACAAACGGCAUUGAUCCUAAUAUGAGGAUAUUAAAUUCUAGUUUAUCACACACAGUUCCCUCUCUGCUAAAUCCGAUCAUAUAUGCUUUAAAGACGGAAGAAGUGAUAAGUGCUUUUAAGAGGUUUUGCAAGAGAAGAAAAAUAAACAGACUCGUCUCACAAUUGCAAACUCGGACUUCUUAGUGCUUUAAGGCAUAACUUUAAAAAAUUAAUAUUACCUCAUGUUUUGUUGUUUUGCUGUGUUGAUUUUUUAAUGCUGAUAAUAUGGUUGCAUGUGUAACAAAGUUAUUAGGUAUGCACAUGUGUUUUUGUUAAUAUGAUUUAUUUCAGAUACGUGUUAUUUUUUUGUUAAAUACAAGCCAUUUUACGUGCAGUGGUGUUUUUAUAAAGCAUAGUGAUGACUUUAGAUAUACCUGAGAUUCUAAAUUGAAGUGAUUAGUAGAUAUAUUUACAGUUGGUUGUUUGUGAA
Molecule: messenger RNA, 1372 nt
Organism: Poecilia reticulata (guppy)
Lineage: Eukaryota; Metazoa; Chordata; Actinopteri; Cyprinodontiformes; Poeciliidae
Product: olfactory receptor 1E16-like
Biological process (GO): G protein-coupled receptor signaling pathway
Cellular component (GO): plasma membrane
Molecular function (GO): olfactory receptor activity; G protein-coupled receptor activity
Source: RefSeq, a predicted model, not a curated record